GUUGCUUGUUUCUAAUUUCUGUCUCCUUAAAGAUUUCAUUCUGUGUGAAAAUUUAGCUUUGAAUAACAACUAAAAAACUUAAUAAAACAAUAUUUGUGGCCAAAGAAAUUUGUUUAAAAUCUAACGACAAGCUCACAAGAAACGCAGAGACAAUCGAAUUACUAUUUUACAGAAUUUUUUACCAAGAGAGUUAGGAAAUUUCACUAUAUAAAUAUAUAUAUUUUUUUAGCUAAAUAAAACAUAUAAAAGUGACACCUUCAAGAGGAGUUAUAGAUUGAUCUAUAAAUUCGAGGCUCUAGAUCCUUCCUGGCUUAGAGGCCCACGAAAUUAUCUGGAACGAUCCUUGAGUAGCCAGCAUUGUCAUAGAUAUUUCCUCAGUAAUUUCAUACUUGUUGUUUCCGGCUUUUGGUCUCCGAUCAGACCCCACAACAUGAGUCAGUUCUUCGAGGUGACCUGCGACCACUGCCAGACCUGGGGCCUGUUCGACUACAGAUACAAGUGCCUGCGCUGCGCGGACUACGACCUGUGUGCCCGCUGCUACAAGUUCGGCCUGAGGGGCGUGGGCCACGACGUGAGCCAUCCCUUCCAGUGCCUGCUGGACCAGGGUGCCAUGGAGCUCCACUUUGCCGGCGAGCCAAUUCCGGACCUGUGCGCCGACAGCUUCACGUGCCCGAAUUGCGGUGAGCUGGGUUUUUCGGCGGACGAGCUGAUGGCGCAUGUCCGGAUUCGUCACAGCGACGCCCGCACUGCCGUCAUCUGCCCGUUGUGCGUGGCGGUGCCGAGCGCCCAUCCGGCCAGGGUCGACAAUUUGCUUAGCCACAUGAGCAUCGCUCAUCACCACAAUCCCGGCGGGGGCUUCCGCCUGGCCGGAACCGAGCCGCCCGUCACGCAUCAUGUCCUGCCCACCUCUGAGGGGCCACAGGUGCGCUUCAUAUUGCCGGAUGACCAGAGUGAAGAAGAAUGGUAAUCAUAGAUCUCAAAUCUCUAUACCUUUCCAAUUAAUCCCAAGACCAAAGCUAAAGGACAGGGAAAAACACAAAGAAAAGCAUGGAAGAAAUGAAUAAGGAAACCCAGAAAGAUCGCAAGCAGUUGUGGAAUUUCCACGGGCUUGGACCCUUUUGGGGUUCCUUGAAAAGGCAACGAAUUCGAGACGUCAUUAAAAAUAAAUAUUUAAAUAAAUUAUCUAUAAAUAGUUGAGUAAAUUAAAUACAUUUUAAAUGUUUU
Drosophila kikkawai is the source of this 1224-nucleotide messenger RNA. RefSeq names its product E3 ubiquitin-protein ligase KCMF1. The record is from RefSeq and is a predicted model, not a curated record. Gene Ontology annotation, molecular function: zinc ion binding. Gene Ontology annotation, cellular component: plasma membrane. NCBI's taxonomy places the organism in Eukaryota, Metazoa, Arthropoda, Insecta, Diptera, Drosophilidae. Gene Ontology annotation, biological process: synaptic signaling.